CCCACCUAUCUUUCCCUCACACAUUUAUAAGUUCUUUAACCUCACGGGCUCACUAAGUUUUCAGCUCCCUAGUCAUAUCAUAAUAUAUACUCCUCAUUAUUUAUAUACAAAAAAAAAGCAUCUUUAUUCUACAUGUAUAAACAAAUACUACUACGUGUUUGAAUAGGAGAUAAGACACAGGUUUCAUUCUUCCUCUUCUGCAGAGAACAGUAAAACAACUUUGAGUAAAAGAAUAAAAGAACCGUGAAAUCUCUUCCCUUUUCUUUUUAGUUGAACAAUAAGCCAAUGGGAAUCAAGAAAUGUAGGUGCAAUUUCUGGGUGUUGUUUAUUGUGGUUUUAUCCUCACUGGUAUGUUCCUCAGUGAGGGGUGAUGUUUCCUAUGAUGGAAGAACAUUUCUCAUUAAUGGGAAGAGGAGGAUUCUCAUCUCUGGUUCCAUUCACUACCCAAGAAGCACUCCUGAGAUGUGGCCUGAUCUUAUACAAAAGGCUAAAGAUGGAGGAUUGGAUGUUAUACAGACUUAUGUCUUUUGGAAUGGGCAUGAACCUUCUCCUGGAAAAUAUAAUUUUGAAGGGAGAUACGAUUUAGCCAAGUUCAUAAAACUGGUUCAUCAAGCAGGACUUUUUGUUCAUCUCCGAAUUGGACCCUACAUUUGUGCAGAAUGGAAUUUUGGAGGCUUUCCUGUUUGGCUUAAAUAUGUGCCCGGGAUAGAAUUUAGAACUGACAAUCAGCCUUUUAAGGUGGCUAUGCAAGGGUUUGUUGCGAAAAUUGUCGAGAUGUUGAAAUCAGAGAAGUUUUUUGCAUCACAAGGUGGACCAAUUAUUAUGAGUCAGAUUGAAAAUGAGUACGGGCCGGUGGAGUGGGAAACGGGUGCUCCGGGUAAGGCUUAUACAAAAUGGGCAGCCCAGAUGGCUGUAGAUCUUCAAACUGGUGUUCCAUGGAUCAUGUGUAAACAAGAAGAUGCUCCUGAUCCUAUAAUUGAUACAUGCAAUGGAUUCUACUGUGAGGGCUUCCAUCCCAACAAACCAUAUAAGCCCAAAAUGUUUACAGAACUCUGGACUGGAUGGUAUACAAAGUUUGGUGGUGCAGUUCAACGGAGACCUGUAGAAGACAUAGCAUUUUCAGUUGCAAGAUUCAUCCAGAAUAAUGGCUCGUUUGUUAAUUAUUAUAUGUACCACGGAGGGACAAAUUUUGGACGAGAAGCUGCGGGUCUUUUCGUCACUACUAGUUAUGACUAUGAUGCUCCUCUAGAUGAAUAUGGGCAACCAAAUGAGCCAAAAUACACGCACCUGAGAGAUUUGCAUAAAGUGAUCAAGCUUGCUGAACCAGCUUUAGUUUCGUCAUAUCCCACAGUGACCUGGCUUGGAAAAAAUCAAGAGGCUCACAUCUUUCGCUCAAAGUCUGGAUUGUGUGCUUCAUUUCUUUCCAAUUAUGACCCCCAGCAUUCAGUAAAAGUAACAUUUCAGAAUAAUCAAUAUAACUUGCCUCCUUGGUCAAUUAGUAUUCUACCCGACUGCAAGAAUGUUGCCUACAACACUGCAAAGGUCAGUUCCAGAGGCUCACAAAUCAGGAUGAUACCGGUUGUGGAAGGAUUCUCAUGGAAGUCAUACAUAGAAGAAACUCCAACUUCAAGUGACAGUGAACUGAUAGCAGCUAAUCACUUAUUUGAGCAACUAAAUGUAACCAGAGACUCCUCAGACUACUUGUGGUACAUGACAGAUGUGAAGAUUGCUUCCGAUGAAGAAUUUCUGAAGGAUGGGAAGUACCCUACUUUAACUGUUGGUUCUGCUGGUCAUGUGUUGCAUGUUUUUGUUAAUGGUCAAUCUUCAGGAACUGUAUAUGGGGAACUAGGCAAUCCAAAAGUAACAUUUACUGGCAAUGUAAAACUAAAAGCCGGUAUUAACAAGAUUUCCCUGCUUAGUGUUGCUGUUGGUCUCCCGAAUGUUGGCACACAUUUUGAGAGAUGGAAUGCAGGAGUUCUUGGUCCAGUCACAUUAAGUGGUCUGAAUAAGGGAACAAGAGACCUGACAAAGCAUAGGUGGUCAUAUAAGGUUGGUCUUAGAGGAGAAUCAGUAAAUAUUAAUACAAUAACGGGGAGUUCUUUGGUUGACUGGGAAGCUUCACUUCUGCCUAAAAGGAAGCCGCUUACAUGGUACAAGGCCACCUUCAAUGCGCCUAAAGGGAAUGAUCCAUUAGCUUUAGACAUGGGCAGUAUGGGAAAAGGUCAGAUAUGGAUAAAUGGAGUAGGUGUGGGACGCCACUGGCCUGCAUAUACUGCUCGAGGAAGGUGCAGUGAUAGGUGUAGCUAUGCUGGAACUUACACUGAGACCAAAUGUCAGAUUAAUUGUGGGCAACCAUCUCAAAGAUGGUAUCACAUACCGCAAUCAUGGCUGAGACCAACUGGAAAUCUUGUGGUUGUGUUUGAAGAAUGGGGUGGUGACCCAUCCAGAAUCUCCUUAGUAAGAAGAACCUACUAAUUGAGCCGUUUGAACCAAAAUCAUUUCAUUCUGAGUACAUAUAUCAGUUGGUCACAUGUGAAGAACACAUUUGCAGAAACCUUUAUCCUUGCUCCUCUGCAUCUUUAAAUUUAGGAGAAGCUGAGAAUUCCAUUUGGAUAUGUAAUUUGGUCAUUUGUACAGCACACAUAUAGUCCGUAAAUGAUAAAUCCACACACUCACACACAUUGCAUAAGUGUAAAUGGGACAACAUAUUUGAUUGAUUGCAAUAAACAUGUAUGGUAGUAUAGUAG
Molecule: messenger RNA, 2747 nt
Organism: Cuscuta epithymum
Lineage: Eukaryota; Viridiplantae; Streptophyta; Magnoliopsida; Solanales; Convolvulaceae
Source: the annotation of a GenBank genome assembly